AUGGAACAUCAGUUGGCGUUCGAUUCUAUUAAGACUUAUUUGUCUAAAGCCCUAAUCAUGGCAAAUGUUCGUCCAUCUGAACCUUUAAAAUCAUAUAUUGCAGCAUCUUCAAAUACUAUAGGGUGUAUGUUAGCCCAAGAUGAUGAAGACGGGCAUGAACGGGCAGUUUAUUACCUUAGCCGAGUUUUAACUGAUAUCGAAACAAGGGGACAUUUGGGGAAAUGGAUGCUGGCAUUGAUAGAAUUCGAUUUACAGUAUGUCCCAGCAAAGGCUGUUAAAGGACAAGUCAUUGCAGAUUUUUUUGUAGAUAAUUCGAAAGAUCUGCAUGACCAGGGGGCAAAUAUAAUCGAUGUGGAAGUCAAUUAUUGGAAAUUAUAUUUUGAUGGAUCAAAGCACAAAGAUGGUGCAGGAGUUAGAAUUCUUGUUAUUUCGCCAGAAGUUCCCCUAAUAGAAGUUAGUCAAAGUGAAAUAAUAGACUUUGUCGAGGAACAUAUUAUCCAUCGAUUUGGAAUUUCUCAGACAUUAAGUACUGACCAAGGAACUAUGUUUACUGGCCAGCAAAUUAAAAAUUUUGCGACUUCAAGAAGUAUUAAUGUGGUCACUUCAACUCCUUAUUAUGCACAGGCUAAUGGGCAAGUGGAGGCAGCAAAUAAGAUCUUGAUAAGCUUGAUUAAAAAGCAUAUCGGAAAUAAGUCUCGAACAUGGCAUGAAACUUUGAGUCAAGUAUUAUGGACCUAUCGAAAUUUGCCAAGGGGUUCGAUAGGGACUUCACCUUAUAAAUUGGUGUAUGGCCAUGAUGCCGUGUUACCAUUAGAAAUUAAUUUGAAUACUUUAAGAGUAUCAAAACAGAAUGAUUUGCCAGUCGAUGAUUAUUGGAAUGCAAUGUUUGAUGAGUUAAAUGAAUUAGAUUCAGAGCGAAUCCUAGCGCUCGAUAAUGUGAUUCGACAAAAAGAGAGUGUUGCUCGAAGUUAUAAUCGUCGAAUUAAAGAAAAGUCUUUCAGGAUAGGCGAGUUAGUUUUAAAAGUCAUUUUACCGAUGGAAAAGAAAUCGAGGUUUCUGGGUAAAUGGUCCCAUAGUUAG
Molecule: messenger RNA, 1080 nt
Organism: Arachis ipaensis
Lineage: Eukaryota; Viridiplantae; Streptophyta; Magnoliopsida; Fabales; Fabaceae
Source: RefSeq, a predicted model, not a curated record